GUACGAUGUUCGGCGUCGUCGACAUAGUUGGGUCCCUUGUUUAUACACUGUUCAUGGUGAUGGCAGUUCCCCAGGAAAUAACGUGGAACUAUUUCGUGUGUGUCGUUUUGCCCCAAUGGCUUGUGUAUUUGCCCUUCUUCACCGGAGUAUUGCACGGGAAGAUCCCAGAGAGGUGGAUGCGGUCUCUAAGAGGCCUCUUUUUCUAUGCAAAUAACAUACUAGUGAGGCUGUUCCUCUCCCCCUACGCAGUGGGCGUUUCCAACUUUUUCUGUCUCUGUACCAGUGCGGAACAGGCAAUAGUCCUGUUAUUGAAGAGAUUUGUGAAAAGAGACAG
Perkinsus marinus ATCC 50983 is the source of this 334-nucleotide messenger RNA. RefSeq lists its product as hypothetical. The record is from RefSeq and is a predicted model, not a curated record. The transcript has 3 exons. The annotation marks the transcript as partial. NCBI's taxonomy places the organism in Eukaryota, Perkinsozoa, Perkinsida, Perkinsidae.